AGUUAACACCGGGCAGCAAUUAACCGACUUUGGUCUGAACGACCGUCGUUGCCCGUUGUCGUAAACGGCAGCGUUCAGGACGUGCUCCGACCUCAGUAGAUCAGAUUUCGCCCCGCCGUGAAACUUAAUCGGCGUGGACAUGGCGAGUUUAAGCCGGGUUAGGAUCUGACCUGGACUGAAAUGUUAAGAUGAACGCCGCGCUUAACUUCAUUGAUCAGCAAGCUGGCGAGCUGGGCUUCUGCACUGCAGUGCUUUUGCUGAGCAUAAUCACGUGGAGGACACAUGGCGCUUCGCAACAACAGCACCCAGCUCUUUGAGCUGCCGCAAUGCAGUUCCUUUUGGCGACCACACAGAAAAUCGACAUGCAAAGGUAGCACAGCUUGUUCUGAGGUCCAGCGAGCCAAAAUUGGAGGCGCACAGCAAUUUUGCGGGUUGAUGCUUCGUUGUUUUAGAGUUGGUCUGCAGCCAUGAGUACCGAGGGUCUGAUGCGUUUGCUCAACAGCGAGCUGCCGUUGCUGCAUGAGCAGUACAAGGCAGGAGACAAGCGGGUUGGCCUGGUCAUCGUUGAUGAAGUGAAUGGGUUUGCCACCGUCGGCGCUGGGAACUCAGCACCCCUUCGCCCCAGCCAGCAGAUUGACAGGAUGAUUGAUGAAACAGACAGGCUAGCGCGGCAGUUCUUGGACCGGGGUUGGCCAGUCUUGGCGUUCAUGGACCUGCACGAAAUGGGGGUGUCAGAACCGCCCUGGUCAAAGCACUGCGAGCGGGGAAGCGGAGAGGAGGAUUUUGUGCCGAAACUGCGAUGGCUGGACAACACCGAGAAAUGCGUCAAGAUCUACAAGGACUGCGCGGACGGUUUUGUGGGGGCGUUCCGAAAGGACCGGUCGAACGGGUUCGUGGACUGGGUUGCAGAGAACAAGGUUGAGCAUAUUCUGGUGGUGGGCACGUGCACUGACGUCUGCGUGCUCGACUUUGUCGUCAGCGCCCUCUCCGCGCGUAACCACAAGAUGAUCCCCCCCCUCUCCGAGGUCUACGUCUACGCCGACGGCUGCGCCACUUCUGAUAUGCCCCUCGAAGAAGUCAAGAAGAACGGGAAGAGCCCGUACUCCGCACAUCCGCAAGGACCGACGCACUACAUGGGGCUGUACAUCAUGUCUUACAGGGGAGCUCGUUUGGUCGAUUCCGUCACAAUAUAGGUGUUUACAAAAGUAGCGGUAGUUUGGAGGUCAGGUUAACGGCAUAAAAGAUGGUUUGGAAUGCAUAGCUGCACGCGAUUCGAAGUCCAAACCUGCUGCUGUUCGGUGCAUAUGUGUCGAUAUAAGAAAGCUGAUGAAUACGCACGCGAGAGUGACUUUGAAGGCGGCAACGUUCGCUAACCCUGCUAGAGGCGAGAUAUAGAAGCGGCCAGGCUUAAAUUAUUGAUUGUAGGGGGUCUGCAAUGGCCCUGCAUAUGAUUGAACUUUAAUCGGCUUAAAGUAGAGGGGGCAUGGUCUUUGGCCCCGUGUGAGUGGAGCUUUUGAACGCAACCUAUUUAAUCAAUGAG
This is a messenger RNA of Klebsormidium nitens, 1540 nucleotides long. The record is from the annotation of a GenBank genome assembly. NCBI's taxonomy places the organism in Eukaryota, Viridiplantae, Streptophyta, Klebsormidiophyceae, Klebsormidiales, Klebsormidiaceae.